AACGCCUCAAGUGCUACCUGACACGCCCAUGACUCCAUUAUUCACGCUGUUCAAGCCUCCAGAUACAACAGAUACUCUGAAAACAAAAGAAACACAAAGUUCCAAUAUAAACUCAACUGAUAAAUUGAACUCGUUCUUAUCAGCCCGAGACAUUAGCCCCAUAAGAAAAAUGAAGCUAUCAUGGGAGGACGCGUCAGAAAGAACAAAAAGGUUAUAUACUCGUAAAGCGACUCAGGCCGUUCAUGCUGUGCUCACUGAAAUUGCUCCUCAGAACUCAGAGAUAUUACUUCAUACCGUGAAAUCCUCUACAAAAGACACCAAUGUCGAUACUUCAUUAAUGCAAGCACUCGCAGAAUGUUACAYUAACGCAUCACAUUGGAGUAUCCGAAGACAAAUACUGUCAAUUUUUGCAGACAAGGUCAGCUUUAGGGAACUUCAGAACUGGCUGCCACAUAUUACACGCUACAGAUUCAACAUAGCACGUCACCAUGCUUUGCUACAUGGUAGAGGAUCGACUCUCAUACCAAUCAAGAAAACCCGCAUUUCUAUUGAGCGCAGUAAAUUAGAACACUUUCUGACGUUCAUCACAAGCRCAUCAGUAGUUCAAGACAUACCAUACGGCGAAAAAUCGCUUACURUYUCAUCAAACACAAAGAUCACAGUUCCAAACGUGAUAAGGACUCUUAUACCCGAACAAAUAGUCCAGCAAUACAACAGUUACUGUCAUGAAUCUGGUUUUUCARCACUGAGUCGAAGUACAUUAUGCCGAGMUUUYAAAGUUUGCUCCGCAUCAGUUCGAAAGUCAUUACAAGGUUUGGAUUACAUCUCUGCCGAAGGUUCCAAGGCAUUUGAUGACACAGAAGAAAUUUUGGAGAGACUUGGUGACGAAUAUGGGUUUGGCCAUACGUGGGCAAAGGAACAAAUCAACAAGCUUAAGCUAGCUAAACGCUAUCUUAAAGGAGACUAUAAGGUACAUAUUUCACUGAACUCAAGAGUUGCAGAUCACUGUAGAGCUCAUGCUCUUAGUCAAAGAAGAAAUGACGAUGAUGAUUACUAUGCUCCCUGCAACCACGAGCACGACGUGCAGUGCGACAGAUGUAGCAUGAUUCCCGCCAUAUUUGACGAAAUUGAAAAAGCUUUGAAAAACACCAGCAUCCCUAACGAAGAAAGAGAGGAAAUGACCUACUUAGUCAGCAAUGCAAAGAAAUCUAUUGAAGCUUGGAAGGCGCAUUUAUUGCGGUCCAUGAACCAAGACGAAGCUAGACUGGACACUCUUCUGAAACUGGAUUCUAAGUCAGUUCUUAUCGUUUUGGAUUGGGCCAUGAAGUACCUUCCAAGAAAGUAUCGUGAAAGCCAGUCAGAUUGGUUUGGUAAGAGGGGUAUAUCUUGGCAUAUUGCAGUUGUAACGAGAAAGGUAAAUCAGAAUUGAUUGUU
Molecule: messenger RNA, 1434 nt
Organism: Exaiptasia diaphana
Lineage: Eukaryota; Metazoa; Cnidaria; Anthozoa; Actiniaria; Aiptasiidae
Exons: 2
Coding region: 29-1429 (466 amino acids)
Source: RefSeq, a predicted model, not a curated record